Molecule: messenger RNA, 2096 nt
Organism: Hypomesus transpacificus
Lineage: Eukaryota; Metazoa; Chordata; Actinopteri; Osmeriformes; Osmeridae
Gene: serping1
Product: serpin peptidase inhibitor, clade G (C1 inhibitor), member 1
Exons: 10
Coding region: 131-1927 (598 amino acids)
Biological process (GO): negative regulation of endopeptidase activity
Molecular function (GO): serine-type endopeptidase inhibitor activity
Source: RefSeq, a predicted model, not a curated record
UGAAAGUCCAAAAACAAACAGAAACGUUGAAGCAGACAGAUGGACUGAUGCAAGCUCAAGCCCUUGGACACAAUACGGGUUACUACAGAGAAAAACAGUCCCUCCUGUUGCUUUUGGAUGAGUUUCUAGGAUGAGGUAUUCAGCCCUAAUACUGUGCUUCCCUCUCUUGCUUGUGUUAAAGGCCUCCGCUUCUUCUUUGCGAGUUGUGCCAGGGUCAACCCUUACUCUCCCCUGUCUCCCUUUCCAAAGUAGCUCCAAUGAAGCUACAAUCACCUGGAAGUUCAACGGCAUUCAGGUACAGGAUCCUUUAGUUGUCAUUGGCAGCAGGCUGAAGAUCGACCCUGUCCGCGCUUCUAGCCAGGGAGAAUACGAAUGUGUGCUGUUUCGGAAUAACACAGAGCAGACGCGCAAAUACACAAUCAGUGUCGACGCCUUCAGCAGCUAUGCCCUCAAGCAUAAGGAGGGGUCCAUCAUCGUACUGCCUUGUGAACGGCCACAGGGUGCUCAGCCCGAGAACUACGUACUUUGGUUCAAAGAAACAUCUGAGGGCCAGAGGAGGAAACUGAGCCCUGCGGAGAGUGCGGACCAGGAGCAACUGAAACUGAGCGGACGACUGGAGUGGCUUUAUGCAGAUCCCCAGGACGAAGAUCAAAGCAUCCAGGUUCACCAGGUCACCAUAGAAGACUCUGGAACGUACCAUUGCGAGUCGGAGGAGGGAGAGAAGUUCAGCUCCAUUGAACUGGUUGUGGAAGCUGCACCCAUAGUAGAGCCAUACUCCUGCAGCGGCUUCACAACACCAUGGGAACCGUGCCUGGAUGAGGACAACCGGUCAUGGGCGGCCAUUUUGGAAGAGUCCCUGACUGAGUUCUCCAUGAAAAUUUAUAGCCAUCUCAGACACUCUCAGCCCUCUGAAAACAUGCUGUUCUCACCAAUUAGUAUCAGUGCAGUGCUCAGCCACCUACUGUUAGGAGCCCGGAAAGAGACACGUGAACUCCUAGAGGCGGCCCUGAGCCUGCCCCACAACUUCACUUGUGUCCACUCUCAGAUGAAAAAGUUAAAGCAGAGACUUCAGGACAACAUGAAAAUGGCAUCACAGAUCUACUACCACACUAACAUUCCACUGAGUGAGUCCUUUGCCAACCAAUCACUACAGUACUACGAUGCCGAGGCUGUCAAACUGACCAAUAGCAGUAAGGAGAACGUGGAGACGAUCAACCAUUGGGUGGCAGAGCAAACAAAUAAUAAAAUAAACCAUCUAGUUGACUCGGUUCCAGAGGACUCUCAAUUGGUGCUGCUCAACGCAGUAUAUUUCAAUGGUCGGUGGAAGGUAAAGUUUGACAGUGAAAAGUCCAGAGCACCAUUUGAAAAACUAGAUAAUGAAAUUGUCAUGGUGCCUGUCCUCUACAGCUCUAAAUACCCCCUCGCUAUGGAAUAUGUCUCAGUAGUGAAAUCACAGGUGGCAGUGUUCCCUCUAUCGGGUCAGACCAGUCUCUUCAUCCUGCUCCCUCCCUCUGGUACCCUCUCAGACCUCCAAUUGGUGGAGGGGAAGAUGACUGUCAUGGCUUUGCGUAAAAUGGUGGAACAGAUGAAGUCGUCGUCUCCCCAGCCAACAGAGGUCACCCUUCCUAAACUCAACCUGGACGUCCUCACACAAAUUAAUCCAUUAUUAGGGAAACUGGGACUGUCAACUCUCUUCGAGGGCGCUCACCUGUGCGGCAUUUACCCGGACCAGCCUCUAGUGCUGACGGAUGCCCGCCACCGGGCCUUCCUGGCCUUGACGGAGGCCGGUGUGGAGGCGGGCGCAGCCACCUCGCUCUCCUUUUCUCGCUCCUUCUCUACCUUCUCUGCCCUGCGGCCCUUCCUGCUGGUGCUCUGGAGCGAGCGGGCAAACCAGCCGCUCUUCCUGGGCCGUGUCACCCAGCCGUGAGGGGGGCGGGGAGUGAGAGGGAGGUGGGAAAGAGAGAGAGGGAGAAAGAGGUGGAGAAUAGAAGGAAGGAAGGGACACGUGAGAGAGAGGGAGCAUCGAGGCGGGAAAGAGUGAAGGGGGAGGUGGGAAAGCGAAUGACAGAGAGAGAGAGAAACAGAGAGAAAGAGAG